AACCAAGCUGGGACUAUGCUGUGUUCAUUAUCUAUAGAUGAACCAAUCUGGGACAAUACUGUGCUGAUUCUCCAUGUGCUGUCUCUUCUCCACCAGAACGGCCUGAUCAGAGAUCUGGAGCUCAGUAAGAAGCUGGUUGAGGAAACACACCAUGAGAAGGAGCAGCUAUUGAUCCAGAUUGAGACGAUGCGGGCGGAGAACGAGCAAGGCAGGAACAGGAGCAACUCACUGCUGCACCAUGGGCGGUCUCACCAAGGCAGCACCCCAGACUUCAGGUACCCGGUGUCGGCCUCCUCUAUGAUGGACAGCCACUCGGACCACUACGGCAGCGCGCUGGUGCUGAGGCGGCCCCAGAAGGGGCGUCUCGCCGCGCUACGGGACGAACCCUCCAAGGUCCAGACUCUGAAUGAACAGGAGUGGGAGCGUGUGCAGCAGGCUAAUGUUCUGGCCAACGUUGCUCAGGCGUUUGAGUCUGACCUGGACACGUCAGACCUGGAGGACGAUGAGCGCGAGACCAUCUUCAGCUCAGUGGACCCACUGUCCCCUGCUGGCCAGGCCGACGCUCAGACCCUGGCCCUCAUGCUGCAGGAGCAGCUGGACGCCAUCAACAACGAGAUCAGGAUGAUUCAAGAGGAGAAGGAGAACACAGCCAUGCUGGCAGAGGAGAUCGAGAGCCGUGUGGGCAGUGGGGACAGCCUGGGGGGCAGCCGCUUCCGCUCCAUGAGCUCCAUCCCCCCCUCCUCCAUGGGGGGCUCGUCGCCCCCCGGCUCAGGCUCCUCCACCCCGCGACGCAUCCCCAACCGCAGCCCCAACCGAGAGGUGGACCGCAUGGGAGUCAUGACCCUGCCUAGUGACCUGCGCAAGCAUCGCAGGAAGUCUGCCCAGGACGACAAGACCACAAUCCAGUGUGAGACGUCUCCUCCCACCACCCCGCGCUCCAUGCGCCUGCACAAGGGGGCCAGCCACACUGCCAGCCAUGAGGACAUCAGAGACAUCCGCAGUAUGACCACCCUACAGGACGGACAGGGUAGUAACCCCAGCAGCAGUAACAGCAGUCAGGACUCCCUGAACAAGGCAGCCAAGAAGAAGAGCAUCAAGUCCUCCAUCGGGCGCCUCUUCGGCAAGAAGGAGAAGGGUCGGCCAGGCCCCCCAGGGAGCAAGGAGUCCCCUGGCAGCCAAGCUGGUACCCCCGAGGCAGAGACUUCUCCCCAGGAUGCGCUGGGGCUGGGCAAACUAGGCGGACCCGCUGAGAAGAACAGGAAACUGCAGAAGAAGCAUGAGUUGCUGGAGGAGGCUCGCAGGCAGAGUCUUCCCUUCGCCCAGUGGGAUGGCCCUACUGUAGUGGUCUGGCUGGAGCUGUGGGUGGGUAUGCCAGCCUGGUACGUGGCGGCGUGUCGUGCCAAUGUGAAGAGCGGUGCCAUCAUGUCUGCCCUGUCGGACACAGAGAUUCAGAGGGAGAUUGGCAUCAGUAACCCCCUCCACCGCCUCAAACUGAGACUGGCCAUCCAGGAGAUCAUGUCUCUCACCUCCCCCUCUGCCCCCCCGACCUCCAGAACCUCCACGGGGAACGUGUGGGUCACACACGAAGAGUUGGAGUGCCUUGCGGCCACGCCCUCCACGGAGGAUGACGAGGGCAGCUGGGCCCAGACGCUGGCGUAUGGAGACAUGAACCAUGAGUGGAUUGGUAACGAGUGGCUGCCCAGCCUGGGUCUGCCCCAGUACCGGUCCUACUUUAUGGAGUCCCUGGUAGAUGCACGCAUGCUGGACCACCUCACCAAGAAGGACAUGAGGGGACAACUUAAAAUGGUGGACAGUUUCCACAGGAACAGUUUCCAGUGUGGGGUGAUGUGUCUGAGGAGACUGAAUUACGACAGGAAGGAGCUGGAGAGAAGGCGUGACGAGACCCAGCUGGAGCUGCAAGGUAACAGCUGGGAUAACGACGUGCUGGUGUGGAGCAACGAGCGUGUGAUCAGCUGGGUACAGGCCAUGGGGCUGAAGGAGUACAGUAACAACCUGCUGGAGAGCGGCGUGCACGGAGCCCUGCUGGCCCUGGAUGAAACCUUCGACCACAACGCCCUGGCCCUGCUGCUGCAGAUCCCCAACCAGAACACACAGGCGAGAGCAGCUCUGGAGAGUGAGUAUAACAGUCUACUGGCCAUCGGUACAGAGAGGAGACUGGAUGAGAAUCUCUUCCAGGAGGAUGAUAACAACUUCCGGCGCGCCCCCUCCUGGAGGAAGAAGUUCCGGCCCAAAGACGCACGGGGGACGUCCCCGGGCUCAGCCGACACCCUGCCCGCCAACUUCAGACUGACCAAUAGCAACGCAGCGUCCCCCUCCAUGCAGCCAAAAAGGAGCCCCAUGGACGGGAGUCAGUCUGCAAUACAGAGGCUGGACACUGCCACAGUCAGGACAUACUCCUGCUAACACAACACAGUGACUGCUGGUUGGAGGAUGAGGGGUGUGAGUUUCCCCCCAUCAGGAGCAGCUGCUGACUCUGCAAGGACACUUCGCACAGAGUUUUAUUGUUAUCGCAGAGAUAAAAUAACUAGCAACCACGUCACCAAUCUCAGUACUAGAGGGCCCAUGUCCUAGAUGUAUCAAUCUUUAUUGUUCUAUUUAUGUUAGCAAGCUGGUGGGACAUUUCAAUGGUUUUAGGUUUGUUAUGUAUCUAUCUGUUACUUCAGCCCUCUCUCCCACCUAAAUGGAAAUAUCCCUCUUUUCUAAAACUGUUCCAACGGUGUCCUUAUCAAGGUUAACUCUCAGAUGUAACUGAAUGUUUUUACACGGUCUGGAGUUUGUAUAUUGACAGACAUUAUCUAAUCAUUUUAUAUAUAUAUAUAUAUAUAUAUUCCUGAUCUUGUAUUGACAAGAUGUAUGUUUUUAUUUCUCUGUCCUCUGUUGUUUUUAAUCAUUGAACUGAUGAUCAAGUGACUUUAAGAAGUGACUUUCUAACUGAAUUGGACCCCAUUUCCCUUCUCCACCAGCCUCUUGUUAUCUUCAAGCGUAUCCAUGGUGAUUAUUUGUAAAUUCAGCUCUUUUAGGACAAUGAGGAUAUGUGAAUAUCAGAAAUAUUGCUGGAGUUCUGACUGACAUUGUUUCACAAACUGCUACAACGCUGUGGUCGCAAAGCACCGGGCGGACCGUAGCCACAAGGCCCUAGGUAACUGUGACGACAGGUGACACGUGAAACAACUCUCUUUCUCUUUGUUCUUACCUGUGAAACCAAACCUGUAGAAAGACUGAAACAAAAGCCAUAAACAGUAGUGAAGACCAGGGCUGUUUUCAGAUGCAUCGCUUGGUAAGAGACCGUUCCACUGUGUAGGAUCUCCAAUUCUCCAGUCAACCUCGCAAGCCCAAACUCUCCAUUCCUCUUUCCCUCCUUCUCCUCAUCCCUCUCUUUUCCCUGCCUUCCCCUGGAGCGCGCUAACGUGAGCCAGACGCGUGUGAAGAUCAACUCGCGUGUACCUGAGCCGAAAGCGUGGCGGCUCUACUAUCGACGGACCAAGUCCACUGUGGCCUAAACUGAUCCCAGCGACUAGCUACUCACCCGAGGCGGAGCGAUCCACCCACAAACCCUUUAACCAACACUUUAUACUACGGAGACUUCUAAUCAAACCUGAUGGGGGUUCUUUAUACUACGGAGACUUCUAAUCAAGCCUGAUGGGGGUUUUUCUUACCUCCUUUCGCUGGCUGUCUUAUUUAUUCGUCACCCCCGUCGUGUUUGUUGCUUUCUCCGUUUGAUUUUUAGAAGUUGCCAUUUUUUCAAGCUGUUUCUGAGUGUUUUAACACAGGUUGCUGUGGCAAUACUUUUUCAAGACAGAUAAUGUCACGGAAGCGAAGACUUCCUUUCCACCCUACAUUAGUUGUGUUAUUCCCUUUGUGAUUUAGUCAUUUUAUAAUGCACAAUGCAAAUGCUGAUUAUUAUUUUAUUUUUUAUCUCCAGUUUUCCCUAUUUGUAUUCUCCUGCUCUGGUAACAAAAUGAUGUACAGUCUGAGUACUUAACUAUUUUAUCACAGUAUUAUUUAUGGAUUACUUUCAAUAAAAUACUGAAACUUAUUUUCCACUGCCAAUAAAAAGCUUAAGUCUU
This is a messenger RNA of Salvelinus fontinalis (brook trout), 4088 nucleotides long. Its product is annotated as liprin-alpha-1-like. Gene Ontology annotation, biological process: synapse organization. Gene Ontology annotation, cellular component: presynaptic active zone. The transcript is spliced from 20 exons. Lineage: Eukaryota; Metazoa; Chordata; Actinopteri; Salmoniformes; Salmonidae. The record is from RefSeq and is a predicted model, not a curated record. Gene Ontology annotation, molecular function: protein binding. Bases 16 to 2424 code for a protein of 802 amino acids.